AUGGCAGCCACCUUGGAGCCCAAGGACGACCCCAAGAGUCAUCUCACUGAAUCUGGACAUGCCACUCCGAGAACCGCCGCCCGUCCUGGAACCAUCCUAGAGGACUUCAAGAACGACGGCAGGCCCGUCAUCGCGAUUGACAUGGAUGACGUUCUCUCGCAAACGAACGAGGUAGUUGCCGAAUGGCACAACUCCGCAUACGGAACCAGCAUGACUCUGGAUGACUUCUACUACUACUACUACUGGAUGAACCCCUACUGGGGCGACCCGGACGAGACGAUCCGCAAAGUCGAAGAAUUCUGGAAGACAGACUACAUCGACAUCGCGCCUCCAGUCGCGGGCGCGUACGACGUCCUGCUGAAGCUCACCGAAAAGGGCUACCGGCUCGUCGUGGUGACCGCACGCCAGCUCCGUGAGCUCGAUAGGAGCAUCGUGUGGGUCGAGAAGAACCUCCCCGGCCUCAUAGACACCUUCAUCUGCACGGGGCAGUCGAUGGAGACACUCGCGGACCAGAAGGAGCUGGCCACCAAGCUGUCGAAAGCGGACGUCUGCCGCAAGAUCGGCGCGAAGUUCUUGAUCGACGACUCGGUGGAGAACGCGCUGAAGUGCGUGGUCGCAGACCCGCCCGUGCCCGUGCUGCUGUUCGGCGAUUAUUCGUGGAACACCCGCGUAGGACGCUACAGCGAUAUCACGAAGGAGACGAGCUUCGAGGAGAAGCUGAAGCGCGAGGGCGGGCGCGAGUUUUGGAAGGAGGACAGUGCAGCUCUGGAGAAGGAGAUCCCGCCUAGCGCGCCUUUGACGAGGGUGAAGGACUGGAAGGAGGUCCUCGAGUGGGUAGAGAAGAAGACAGCAGAGGGAAAACUGUAG
Dichomitus squalens LYAD-421 SS1 is the source of this 867-nucleotide messenger RNA. RefSeq lists its product as uncharacterized. Lineage: Eukaryota; Fungi; Basidiomycota; Agaricomycetes; Polyporales; Polyporaceae. The record is from RefSeq and is a predicted model, not a curated record. Gene Ontology annotation, molecular function: 5'-nucleotidase activity. Gene Ontology annotation, biological process: deoxyribonucleotide catabolic process. The transcript has 5 exons. Bases 1 to 867 code for a protein of 288 amino acids.